AUGUCGGUGUUUUACGAGAUCGACGCGGCAAGCUGUUCGCGAGUGAGGAAGUAUCCAUGGUGGUGCGAUCUCAACGGCCCGUUCGAGUUGUCCGACGGGAGCUGCGGUGUUGGUCCAUUCACCUUGAUCCGCUACACAUCGAAUGAAACGCCGGGAACCUUCAAUUUGCGAUGUUUGCACAGUAUGAGAAAGAAAGCCUACGAUCAACUACCACAAAAAUGUGACGUCUUCGCCGUCAUCCGCCGAGACGGUACCCUCGUGCGAAGACGAUACUUGCACAACCACCCUCCGAUGCCGGCGCCGCCGAGUCACCUGCACUUGGAAGCCAUCGACUCGCCUAUUCAACCGAGUUUCGACGAAGUCGUUGCUCUUCUCUCGAGAGACGGACGCGGAAGGCGGAAAAAUCCCGUACUCGAAGUGAAAAAAGUUGAGAUCAACUACGUGAAUCCAGACUUUGAAGGCACCGAGUUCAGUGCUCAGUUUUGCGCCGACGACCUCGAUCGUGAUCUAGAUUCGAGUACGCCCGAAGCAUCCGAAGAGGAGGACUCCCAAAUAAUAUUAUCAGAAACUGACCGAGCUUGUUCGUGUCCGUUCGAAAAAUGUGGGAAGGUUUUCGCCAAUCCUCGGCUCACAGCGAUUCACUACAGGAGAGCUCACAGCACUGGUUUCCGAGCGGAACCGCUCUUCAGAAUACGAACCAAUCUCAUCAGGCGUGGUCCCCUCUGCCGAGGACUCCAUUGUCCUCAGUGCCUACAGCAACAAGCGAGCCUCGACAUCUUCCGUGAGCACUUGCGGACGUCGCAUCGAUUGCUACUCUGCGAAUAAAAGGAAAUAUCCGAUGAUCUCA
Messenger RNA from Galendromus occidentalis (western predatory mite), 847 nucleotides. RefSeq lists its product as uncharacterized. Bases 1 to 825 code for a protein of 274 amino acids. Lineage: Eukaryota; Metazoa; Arthropoda; Arachnida; Mesostigmata; Phytoseiidae. The transcript has 4 exons. The record is from RefSeq and is a predicted model, not a curated record.